AUGGCGACCGCCUACAACCUCAGGUCCCGCGACGAGCCGGACGACUUCGACGAGUUCGACUCCACGCCCUACGGCGGCGGCUACGACCUCUUCGCCACCUUCGGCCGCCCGCUCCCGCCCUCCGACGAGACCUGCUACCCCUGCUCCGCCCCCUCCACCUCCUACGACGCGCCCCACUACGCCGCCGAGGAGCCCUCCCCCUACGCCCACCACCAGAAGCCGCAGCCCGCCUACGGCUUCCGCCCCCAGCAGGAGGAGCAGCCGUCCUACGGCUCCGGCUACGGGUCCAAGCCCCAGCGCUCCGAGGAGGACACCUACGGAUCUGGCUACGGCCGGAAGCCGCAGCAGGAGGAGCCCGCCUACGGGUCCGGGUACGGCUCCGGCUACGGGAGGAAGCCGCAGGCCGAGGAGAGCUACGGAUCUGGGUACGGGAACACGACGCAGCCGGAGGAGGGCUACGGCUCCGGCUACGGGUCCAAGCCGCAGGUGGAGCAGACCUACGGCGGAUCGGAGUACGGCUCUGGCUACGGAAGGAAGCCGCAGGUGGAGGAGAGCUAUGGGUCGGGGUACGGAAGCAGGCCGCAGGGAGGGGGAGAGGAGUAUGGUAGCGCUGGGUAUGGUGGGAGGAAGACUGAGGAGGAGGGCUAUGGUGGCUCUGGGUAUGGAUCUGGGAGGAAGGUGCAAGGGGAGGAUGAAGGUGCGUACGGCUCUGGUGGGUACCAGAAGCCCAAGCCGUAUGGAGAGGAGACCCAGGGUUCAUAUGGUGGUGGGUACGGCGGGGGAAACUAUGGCCGCAAGAAGCAGGAUGAUGACUCUGAUGACGAGAAGAAGAACCGUUACGCCAAGCGCGAUGACUCUGAUGAUGAGAAGAAGGAGCGUUACGAGAAGCACCACCACCACCGCCGCCACAACUACGACGACUAA
Molecule: messenger RNA, 924 nt
Organism: Triticum turgidum subsp. durum (durum wheat)
Lineage: Eukaryota; Viridiplantae; Streptophyta; Magnoliopsida; Poales; Poaceae
Source: the annotation of a GenBank genome assembly